CGCACAAUCUGUGAAUAAUACACCAAACAAUCGAAAAACCUUAUCUCCAUCUUCUUCUUCCCUAUCUUCGAAUCCUUUUCUCUCAACGAUUUCCCACAAACAAGAUCACAACCCCCUGAUGUUAUUUCACUGUUCAAAUUGAUUCUGUUUAACGUAGCGUUAAUGGCGACCAUUAUCUCCUGUAAGUUCUGUUCGUCUCUUCUUACCUCCAAAUCCUCCAUACCUACCAGCCAUUGUCGCUCCUCGAAGCUCUGGAAUGGCGCUUUCUCCAAACGAUUCGGCUCCAGAUGGUCCUCCUACAAUCCAAUAAAAUGUGAGCUUCAGAAUGCGAAGAAAAGCAGGCCAUUUUGCUUGAAGGAGAUUGCAAUUUCAACGGCUUUGGCAUUUAGUUUAAUCACAGGGGUUCCUGCAUUAGGCUCCUCUGCAGAUGCAUAUGCAGCUACUGGUCCUGUAAUUCCCGACCUGUCCGUGUUGAUAUCCGGUCCGCCGAUAAAGGAUCCUGGAGCUUUGUUGAGAUAUGCUUUGCCUAUUAACAAUAAAGCUAUUAGGGAAGUUCAAAAACCACUUGAAGACAUUUCUGAAAGCCUCAAAAUUUCUGGAGUCAAGGCACUUGAUUCUGUGGAGAGGAAUGUGAGGCAGGCGUCCCGAACGCUCAAGCAGGGGAAGGAUUUGAUUGUAUCGGGGUUGGCAGAAUCGAAGAAGGAACAUGGAGUUGAAGUUCUUGGUAAACUGGAAGUUGGAUUAGAUGAGCUUCAAAAGAUUGUGGAAGAUAGAGAUAGAGAAGCUGUUGCGCCAAAACAAAAGGAGCUUCUUAAUUAUGUUGGCAGUGUUGAAGAAGAUAUGGUCGAUGGCUUCCCGUAUGAAGUGCCUGAGGAAUACAGAAAUAUGCCUCUAUUGAAAGGGAGAGCAGCUGUGGAUAUGAAGGUUAAAGUGAAGGACAAUCCGAAUGUCGACAACUACGUUUUCCAUAUAGUUUUAGAUGGCUAUAACGCUCCCGUAAGCUCUGGGAAUUUUGUCGACUUGGUCGAACGACACUUCUACGAUGGCAUGGAAAUCCAAAGAGCGGAUGGUUUCGUUGUUCAAACUGGUGAUCCAGAAGGUCCUGCAGAGGGUUUCAUCGAUCCUAGUACUGAGAAAACCCGGACCAUUCCAUUAGAAAUCAUGGUUGAUGGGGAGAAAGCACCAUUCUAUGGGGAAACUUUGGAAGAGCUUGGUCUAUACAAGGCUCAAACAAAACUUCCCUUCAAUGCAUUUGGAACUAUGGCCGUGGCUAGAGAGGAAUUUGAUAACAAUUCAGGAUCUAGUCAGGUGUUUUGGCUGCUAAAGGAAAGUGAACUUACUCCUAGUAAUGCUAAUAUAUUGGAUGGUCGAUACGCCGUGUUCGGUUACGUCACCGAAAAUGAGGAUUUUUUGGCGGAUCUUAAGGUUGGUGACGUUAUAGAGUCGAUAAAAGUAGUGUCUGGCCUGGAUAACUUGGUGAAUCCAAGCUACAAGAUUGCUGGUUGAGGAAGUUUGCCAUGUGAAUCAAUUCAUUAAUGAGGCAUUCAGCCUUAUUGGUUAUGAGUUCAUAGAUUCUUUGAUAAACCCUUUUGAGGAACUUUGGAUCGUAGUUUUCAGAAUCGUUCUUUACCAACGAUAUGUAUUUUUCUUGAAGUUGAAAGUUCAAAUCAUUGAGAAAAGAACGAUACUCUAAUCUUGCCUUAUUUUUAUGUA
Cucurbita pepo subsp. pepo (vegetable marrow) is the source of this 1713-nucleotide messenger RNA. RefSeq names its product cyclophilin 38 (gene CYP38). Lineage: Eukaryota; Viridiplantae; Streptophyta; Magnoliopsida; Cucurbitales; Cucurbitaceae. Gene Ontology annotation, biological process: protein peptidyl-prolyl isomerization. The record is from RefSeq and is a predicted model, not a curated record. Gene Ontology annotation, molecular function: peptidyl-prolyl cis-trans isomerase activity.